Coffea eugenioides is the source of this 626-nucleotide messenger RNA. RefSeq names its product ubiquitin-60S ribosomal protein L40. NCBI's taxonomy places the organism in Eukaryota, Viridiplantae, Streptophyta, Magnoliopsida, Gentianales, Rubiaceae. Gene Ontology annotation, molecular function: structural constituent of ribosome; ubiquitin protein ligase binding; protein tag activity. The transcript is spliced from 5 exons. Bases 86 to 472 code for a protein of 128 amino acids. Gene Ontology annotation, cellular component: nucleus; ribosome; cytoplasm. Gene Ontology annotation, biological process: protein ubiquitination; translation; modification-dependent protein catabolic process. The record is from RefSeq and is a predicted model, not a curated record.
GGCGAAACGGCGUUCUAAAAGUAGCGUUAAAAAAAAAAGGGGGAGAGGAAGAGGAGGAGGAGCCGCCGGCGGCAGCUGAGAAAAUAUGCAGAUCUUCGUCAAAACCCUGACCGGAAAGACCAUAACUCUAGAGGUCGAGUCCUCGGACACCAUCGACAAUGUCAAGGCCAAAAUUCAAGACAAGGAAGGGAUUCCUCCGGACCAGCAGCGGUUGAUUUUUGCUGGAAAGCAGCUGGAGGAUGGCCGUACUCUUGCUGAUUACAAUAUCCAGAAAGAGUCGACCCUCCAUUUGGUUCUGAGGUUGCGGGGAGGGAUCAUUGAGCCCUCUCUGAUGGCUCUAGCUAGAAAAUACAAUCAGGACAAGAUGAUUUGCCGCAAAUGCUAUGCUCGUUUGCAUCCUCGUGCUGUUAACUGCCGGAAGAAGAAAUGCGGGCACAGCAAUCAGUUGAGACCAAAGAAGAAGAUCAAGUAGACAUGCUGCAGAGUUCUGAGCCAACGAGUUAUAUUUGUCUGGUGUUACAUCUUUUAGUGCUUGUUUGGAUUUACAAAAAAUUUUGCGGACAGAGCCAGAUAUGGACCAUUUUGUUUGCUUAACCGUAAUCUUGAGGAUUUGAAUAUUCAAGAUA